AUGCCCACCUGUAAACCAGAAGGGACUAUAUAUAAAGAGCUAUCAUCAUCUGUCACAGUAGUCAGUCAGUCUUGUUUGGGACACGUCACUGGAGCUCACCUGUACAAGCUGUAACCAUGGCGAGCUUGAUUGUAUUCAUUUACCUGUUCAUAGUGUACCUUUUACCGUGUACAACGUGGGUCCGGCUGGUUGGUGCUUUACCCGCCGUGGUCGUGCUCCUCUUCAGCUGGUUCGGUCCACCGGAGGAGCGGCUUGCUGCCACGGGCAAAGCCGUGCUGGUCACCGGAUGCGAUACCGGUAUCGGCAACGCAUUGGCCAGGUACCUGGACAAAUUAGGCUACCGUGUCUUCGCUGGGUGCUUGUUUGCGGACGGCAAAGGAGCGCUCGAGUUAAAGAGACAAUGCUCAGAGAAACUAGUUGUGCUUCAAAUGGACGUAACAGACGAGAAACAAGUAACUGGAGCAGCAGCCCAAGUACAGAAGAUCCUACAGGCAAACAGAGAAAAUCUGUGGGGCGUGGUCAACAACGCUGCCGUGAACGGUUUAGGAGAGCUGGAAUGGAUUAGCCUGGACACCUUCAAGUCUGUUACAGAUGUCAAUCUAUGGGGCAAUAUAAGAGUGAUCCAGGCUUUCCUGCCCUUCAUCCGUAGCUGCAAAGGUCGCGUGGUGAACAUGAGCAGCAUUAGUGGGCGUAUGAGCUUCCCGUGUAACUCCGCGUACUGUUUGACCAAGUACGCCAUAGAGGCGAUGUCGGACUCACUGCGUCACGAAAUGUAUAAGUGGGAUGUGAAGGUGAUCCUGGUCGAACCAGGCAACUUUGCAGGAGCAACCGAUUUCUUUAAGAAAGAAAACAUCGAGAACAUCCUUCAAGGAGUCUGGAACAAGAUGUCCGACUCUCUGAAAGAGGAGUACGGCAAAGAGUACUUCGACUUCGUCUUGAGAUCCAUGUGCUCCUGGUCGGGUCAGGGGUCAUCCGACCUCCAGCCAGUCCUCACGGCCGUCGAGGAGGCACUCACGGUGAUCAACCCCAAGGAGAGAUACAUCGCUGCCCCUUUCGCCGUUCAGUACCUCCUCUAUGUCUUAUUCGUUCUUCCUACCUCAUGGAUUGAUUUCUUCUUCACUUUCAUGUCUGGAAAGUCCAACCUCCCACCACGGGCGAGUAAGUCACCCAUAGACCCCGCCCCUACGAGUACGCCCCCCUCGCCAAUCUCGUCACCAGCACCAUCGACCCCUGAUGAAAACGACAACGUGAUAAGUCUAAACGGCAAUGCAGCUGCCAAUGGCAACAUAGAAAAGUAGAAAUACUAUUUUGUUAGUACUUUCCCCCGGCCUCCCUCAGUUACUCUUGUGUAAAUAGUUAAAAAUCUGGCUGCGACAAUAGUAGCCUUAUUGAGGUAUGGUGGACACUAUAGGAGUGCACUGUUUGGUUUGGGAGAAAACAGACAAAUUUACCCAAACCUAAUAGUUUCAUAUGAAGGUGUUCACCAUAAUCUCAAAGUGGCUUAUGGGCAAAGUGUUUCGUAGAUUUACGCUGGACCGUUAAACAUCGGUCCUUCAUCAAAUGAGCCAACGGGUGUUCUUUCGAAACUAUGGCUUGAGUUCAAAUUGAGGCCCUUCCCAAUUGUACACGCUUUCCUUUUUUUAAAGAGAUAGCCUAUAAGUCAAAGCCCGAACCCAAAACCGCGGUUUUCGAAGGGGCCUUUUUUAAAGCCCUUUUUACACUACGGAAGAACAACACUUGUUUUUUACAUGUUCUACAUUCUUUGCGGAAUUUUCUCAAGCAUUGCGAAAUUUAGUAUGUAUUUUUAUUCGCAUUCAAAGAGAAUGCUGAUUCAUUCACACAGUAUGCUCAUGCCAUUGUUCAUACUGAUUGUGUACGGCAGUGAAUGUUUUGUAAUUUUCUUUUCGUGGGAUUAGGACAAUAUUGUCGGAAUACUUUUUAGUCAAUUAUGGAUUGACAUUUCGUAUGUAAAAUACUCCCUUUAUGGUAUUGUAAAUUCCAGAAAGCUUUUGAAGUGUAUAUUAUUUAAAUGAUGUGAUAAAGUCUACGAUUAACAAAAGAGGAAAAUCGGCAUCACCACUAUAUAGUUUUAUUGAAAUAGUUAUAUUUUGUUCUUUUCAGCUUUGAUGUGAUUCUAUUCUUCACUUUAUGCUAUUUUACAAAAAAAUUCGUAGCGUGUGAUGUGAACUAGUAAGUUUUAAUUGAAUGACAAUAAACAUAUAGCCACACAAAAACCAACAAAAACAACAACCACAAGC
This is a messenger RNA of Asterias rubens (European starfish), 2258 nucleotides long. RefSeq names its product D-beta-hydroxybutyrate dehydrogenase, mitochondrial-like. Lineage: Eukaryota; Metazoa; Echinodermata; Asteroidea; Forcipulatida; Asteriidae. The coding region runs from base 117 to 1298 and encodes 393 amino acids. The record is from RefSeq and is a predicted model, not a curated record. The transcript is spliced from 4 exons.